Molecule: messenger RNA, 3491 nt
Organism: Chelonus insularis
Lineage: Eukaryota; Metazoa; Arthropoda; Insecta; Hymenoptera; Braconidae
Product: tubulin glycylase 3A-like
Exons: 15
Coding region: 597-3311 (904 amino acids)
Biological process (GO): cilium assembly; protein polyglycylation; cilium movement
Cellular component (GO): microtubule cytoskeleton; axoneme
Molecular function (GO): protein-glycine ligase activity, initiating
Source: RefSeq, a predicted model, not a curated record
GGAAAAUAUAUUUUUUUUAUUUUGUUUGAUGAGAAAAAAGUAUUAUUUUAACUUUUCCAAGCAGAAAAAUUACAGUAAGCUACAAUCGGAUUAGAAAUUUCCAUUUUUGACGGCUGAUUAAAUUUAACACGUAUCAAAGAUGGUAUCGACUACCAUUCGAGGUCAAUAGGCCGCUUUGAUUCUAAAUAUAUCUGAAUGAAACCGAGGAAAUUUAAGAUUUAAGUGCAUGAUCUAAAGAGGCCAAAGGUAAACGAUUAAUUGCUCAAUCUUUAGAUUACUAGAAGAGUCUAUCAGGAUUAGAAUAUGAAAAAUCUGAUAACCAUGAGUCAAGCUACUCAGAGAAGUUGAACUGUUUUCGGCUAGUUACCUUUCUUUACCUACAUUCAUUCACGUUCAUCAGGGUGCUGCCUGUCUAGAUUGCUGCUUCCAUUGAGCAACUACGAGCUUAUCAUAAGUCUAGUGAGAUUGGAGGAUCUUAAGAUGAUGAUGUGCUAUUCGUUACAUUAUGAGGUCGAUUUUUUUUAAGAAGCUUAAAGAAAAAAAGGGGGAAAAAGAAAAGAAAAAAAAGGGGAGUUUUGUGGAGUUAUUGAAAACACAUGAGUACCAAAGAUGAAGUUUCCGAUGUUGAAGAAAAAAAGGAAACGGUGGAAGAAGUUCAAGAAAAUCAAGAUUUAACAGAAUUGAAUGAAAAUAAUGACACUUCUGUGGAAGUUCCAGUACCUCUAGCUCUUUCAUCUACUCUUCAUGAACGUUUUCUACAAAUAAAGCAAAUUGUCAAGGAUGCUAUUGCAGCAAACCAUACUUUCAUGAUCUACGGCCGUGCCAAGGUAAUUCGUGACUGUCUACUAAAGAGAGGAUGGAUCGAGAAAUUUUAUCGAAGGAACAGUAAUGGUGAACAAACGAAACAUCGACAAUUGAUUGCGCGAACGUCUCGUCGUUCACGACCUCGGAAUGUUUUAGCUACUGAUCAGCUCCUGCAGAAUCAUCAACAAACCCAUCUCCAGCAGCAACAACAGCAGCAAUCCGUUCCUCAAGCUCAGCAGCAUGUAGGUGUUGAUUCUAGUCCUGUGGUUCUUCUUUCGGGUAUUGGAGAUCUCAAGGAUGAGCAGAGCCAAAGAUUAUUGAUGUCUAAAAUGCUUGCCAAUCAUACUGUCAAUUUUCUAUGGAAUUCUGGAUCAGAUUGGCCUGGAUGGCCAUCUCAAGAAAAUAAAUCGACUAUUUUUAAUCGAUUUUCAAGAGCUGGAUUUACUUCUAAGGUUGGAUUAUGUUCAAACGUCAGACAGAUGCAUUGGUAUUAUGAACCAGGGGUUGCCAAUACACUUUUCCCUCGAUGUUACAAUAUUUGCCAACCCGAUCACUUGCAUGCUUUCAUUGAUGAUUUUAGACUCACUGCAUGUGUAAGCCUUCUAAAGUGGUUUAUGGAGAAAACAGAUACUGAGGGUGAAAAUUCAAUUAUAUCAUCAACGGGAUUAGUACCUCUGAAAGCGCUUGAUUUUGCAAUUAGGCGAUGCAGUGAUUUUAUUGCUGCUCAAGCUCAUGAAGAUAUUGAUAAAGAAGGUGAAAGAGUCUGGUCUCAUCAAUGGGAUCAGUUUAUCUGCUGGUAUUAUAAAAUCAUUCAUAAUGAAACCGUCUUUCUUGGUGUUAAUACAUCUCUACAAAAGUACACAAUUGCCGCAAAGCAUAUUCUAAAAAAAAUAAGAAAAUAUUGGCAUCAAUUCGACAUGGAUGGAGUCCUAAAUAUAUGGAUCCUAAAACCUGGUAAUAAAAGUCGAGGACGUGGUAUUGUUUUAAUGAACAAACUCGAAGAUGUCGUGGCAAAAGUUAAUCCAGCAAAUAAGUCCGACACUCGUUAUGUCGUUCAAAAGUAUAUUGAGAAGCCAUUAUUAAUAUACAGUACAAAGUUUGACAUCAGACAAUGGUUCAUCGUGACUUGCGCUCAGCCCCUGACAUUAUGGAUGUACAGGGAAAGUUACCUAAGAUUUUGCUCUCAGGAAUUUCGACUUGAUGAUUUACAUGAAUCUAUUCAUUUGAGCAAUCAUGCAGUACAAUGCAAGUAUAAAAAUAGUCCCGAUCGUGAUCCAGCACUUCCUGUUGAAAAUAUGUGGGAUGCUACGACUUUCAAGCAAUUUUUAAAAUCUCAAGGCCACAGUGACGUUUGGGAAGAAUUAAUUUAUCCGGGAAUGAAGCAAGGAUUGGUUGGAUCAUUGUUAGCUAGCCAGGAAGCAAUGGAUCGUAGAAAAAAUAGCUUUGAGCUCUACGGAGCUGAUUUCAUGGUGAUGGAAGAUUUUUCUGUAUGGUUAAUUGAAAUUAACAGCCAUCCAGACAUGAGUAACAGCACGAGUGUAACAACUCGUCUUUGUAAACAAGUUAUGGAAGAUACAGUCAAGGUUGUUAUAGAUUUUCGAGAAGAUAAAAAUGCUAGUACUGGAUUAUUUGAAUUGGUUUAUAAACAGAGAAUGCCAAGUUGUCAGCCUUAUUGUGGCACUGCACUUGCUAUUCAGGGAACACGAAUAAAUACCAGUGAAAAGAAACAUAGUCCUGAUGCUAAAUUUAUACCCAAACUACCACUAAACUGUCCAUCAAGGAAGAAGUCUACAGCGAAUACAUAUAUUGGACCAGUCAUAGUUGACCUCAUUGAAGAAUUAGAGAUUCAAUUAGACCGUGAAUUAUAUACUUAUUACAAAGGAAAUUCUUCGGAUGAGUCCAAUUAUCCUUCACCAAUUGCAACCACGCCCAUUGCUCCAUCUUCACCAAACCUUUUAGCUCCUAUUCCUGUACCUUCUCUUUCUACUGAUAGUCCUAACUCAAUAAAAACUACUUCUGGUAGCUCUAGGAUUUAUCCCACACCAAAAUCACCUGUACCAAUUGAAAUUAAAAGCAAACCGAUUAAAAAUUCUCCUCAUAAAGCUCCGGUAAAAUUGAAAAAAGUUGUAAAGGAAAAAUUAAAAAAUGCAGAAACAGCAUCAGCAAAGCAAAAUAGUACGUCUAAGGUUAUAAAAAAUCAAAGAGAGUUGGCAAAAACUGCCGGAGAAUUUCGAACAGAAAAAUCUACAAAAAAAAAGAUUCAUAAUGAAGAUAAAUCGAUUGGCAAAGCAAUGAGGAAUGCAAUGAAUAAAUACAAAAAAUAUGGAUCUAUUCCAUUGGAUAUUACAACACUGCCAUCCUUAGUAAUCCCAGGGAGACCAGGAACACGUGUUAUCAGGACAGCUGUCAAUAAUAAGUUGAAAAGUGCUGUAAGUAAUCAGAAGAAGCGAGAGGAUGAAACAGAAAUGACAGAUAUGUAUGCUAUAGGUCUUGGAUUAACUAAGUGAAGUGAUUUUAAUUAACAACCUCUUUUCUGUACAUAAAAUUAUAAAUUCUGCUCAUAAUUACAAAUAGAUAGCUAAUAAAAAUUAGUAAUAAAUAAUAAUAAGGAAUUAAUUAUUGAUUGAAGAUAAAAUGAAAACACAGAAUUAUAAAAAAUUGUUUAUGUUACAAGUAACAGUGUUAUU